Molecule: messenger RNA, 4663 nt
Organism: Pseudomyrmex gracilis
Lineage: Eukaryota; Metazoa; Arthropoda; Insecta; Hymenoptera; Formicidae
Gene: ValRS
Product: valine--tRNA ligase
Exons: 18
Coding region: 198-3632 (1144 amino acids)
Biological process (GO): valyl-tRNA aminoacylation
Cellular component (GO): cytosol
Molecular function (GO): ATP binding; aminoacyl-tRNA deacylase activity; valine-tRNA ligase activity
Source: RefSeq, a predicted model, not a curated record
ACCAAACCAUACUAUAGAGACUCUAAUUUCCGGAUACAAGCGUGGUUUCAGUUGGCUUCGUAAUCUUCAAACAUUGUUUCGUGAGCCGGUUUGUCAUUCGAUUCGGACGAUCGCGUAGCUAAAAAUCAAUUGUAAGGACGAAAGUUUUCACUAUAAAUCCUAGCCAUAUCUUUUUGUGUGAAAGAAAAAAUAGCAAAAUGGUAAAUCUGAAAAACGACGAAACUGUGAUUGCGGGAAAUAACCCGCAGAAAACAGUCAAGCAAUUGCAGAAGGAGGCCAAGAAAUUGGCCAAGUUGGACAAAUUUCAAAAAAAGCAAGGGAAAAUAGAAAAUGAAAAAUCAGUAAAUGUAAAAGAAAAAAAUGAUAAAAAAAAGGAAAAUACAUCAAUUCUGUAUACUAUUAAUACACCAUCUGGGAAGAAGAAAGAUAUUACAUGUCCAAUGCCAGAUGUGUAUAGUCCCCAAUAUGUAGAAGCUGCAUGGUAUGCUUGGUGGGAAAAAGAAGGCUUUUUUAAACCAGAAUAUGGAAAAAAAGAUAUAUUGGAAGAAAAUCCUAAGGGAAAAUUUGUGAUGGUAAUUCCACCACCUAAUGUAACUGGUUUUUUACAUCUUGGACAUGCUUUAACUAAUGCUGUAGAAGAUGCUAUUACCAGAUGGAAUCGCAUGAAAGGUCGCACAACACUUUGGAAUCCAGGUUGUGAUCAUGCUGGUAUAGCCACUCAAGUAGUUGUAGAGAAGAAACUCUGGAAAGAAGAGAAGAAAUCACGACAUGAUAUUGGUAGGGAAGAAUUUAUCAAGAAGAUAUGGCAAUGGAAGCAUGAAAAAGGUGACAGAAUUUAUUUACAAUUAAGAAAGUUAGGAGGUUCCUUUGAUUGGAGUCGUGCUUGUUUUACAAUGGAUCCAAAAUUAUGUAAAGCUGUUACUGAAGCCUUUGUGCGUUUGCAUGACGAAGGCAUUAUUUACCGCAGCAGUCGUUUGGUUAACUGGUCAUGUGCCUUAAAAAGUGCGAUAUCAGACAUUGAAGUUGAUAAAAGAGAAUUAACCGGUCGAACCUUGCUUUCUAUUCCCGGUUACGAAAAGAAAGUAGAAUUUGGCGUUUUAAUAUCUUUCGCUUAUCAGCUCUUUGAUGUGCAAGACAAAAUAAUUGUUGCAACUACUCGUGUCGAAACUAUGCUGGGAGAUACCGCUGUUGCGGUGCAUCCGAACGACAGUAGAUACAAGCAAUACAUUGGAAAAUAUGUGCAACAUCCAUUCUGUGACAGACGUAUACCAAUUAUAGCAGAUAAAUUUGUUGACAUGAACUUUGGUACAGGUGCUGUCAAAAUCACGCCAGCUCACGACCCGAACGAUUACGAAGUAGGAAAAAGGCACAAUUUACCAUUUAUAAAUAUUUUAGACGAUGACGGAAAUAUCAUUGGAAAUUAUGGAAAAUUCACGGGAAUGAAAAGAUUUGAAGCUAGAGUAGCCAUUAUUGACGAACUGACAAAAAGAAAUCUAUUGAUUGAUAUAAAAGAUAACCCAAUGGUGAUUCCUAUAUGCAGUCGAUCCAAGGACGUCGUGGAACCUCUUGUAAAACCGCAAUGGUACGUUAGAUGUGACGAAAUGGCUGCUCGAGCUAGAGAUGCAGUGAGCACGGGUGAGCUGAAAAUAAUUCCAGAACAGUUCAAAAAAACUUGGUACAUUUGGAUGGACGGUAUCAGGGAUUGGUGUAUUUCGCGUCAGCUGUGGUGGGGCCAUCGCAUUCCUGCUUACGCGAUUAAAUGCACUAAUUCUCAUGCAAACAAAAUAGAUGAAUAUUGGGUGAGUGCACACUCCGAAGUUGAAGCCAAAGAAAAAGCAGCCAAAAAACUAAACGUUGAUAUAAAUAGCAUUAUUGCAGAGCAAGAUCCGGAUGUAUUAGACACUUGGUUCUCCUCUGCUCUCUUUCCUUUUUCCGUGUUUGGCUGGCCAGACAAAACUCCUGAACUUAAGGCAUUCUAUCCUGGAACACUUUUGGAAACUGGUCAUGAUAUAUUAUUUUUUUGGGUUGCCAGAAUGGUUUUCAUGGGCCAAAAACUUUUGGGUCAACUGCCUUUCAAGGAAGUAUAUUUACAUGCGAUGGUGAGAGACGCUCAUGGGAGAAAAAUGAGCAAAUCAUUAGGAAAUGUGAUAGAUCCUAUGGAUGUAAUUAGAGGAAUAUCUUUAGAAGAUCUCCAGAAGCAAUUGCUGGAUUCGAACUUGGAUUUGAAAGAGUUAGAACGAGCUCGAGAAGGCCAGAAGCGUGAUUAUCCGCAAGGCAUUCCUGAGUGUGGAACAGACGCUUUGCGAUUUGCUCUUUGCGCUUACACCACUCAAGGUCGAGAUAUAAAUCUCGAUAUACUCCGUGUGCAAGGGUACAGAUUUUUCUGUAACAAAAUAUGGAAUGCCACCAAAUUUGCUCUUACUUAUCUCAGACCUCAAGUAAAACAUGAUACAAAUGAUACCGUUGGAGAUGUUCAAUGGUAUCGGAAAACUUUAAGCGAAUCAUGUGUGCAAGAAUCGCUGAAUAACUAUCUGGCGGAUUAUCCAUAUCUCGACGGUUACACACCUUCGCAACUCGAUUCGAUUGUUUACCGAUCAAUGAGAGACUUAAAUAUUAAUUUCAUGCUUCAUCCACAUCUUGAACGUUGGUACAAUCAUAUAUCAACGUUCACGAACGAAGAGAAAGCUGCACUUCGUGCGGAGCAAAAUAAAAUAAUACCGCAACUUAAUUUAUACAAGUGUCAAAGGAAUAACGAACGAAGUGACGACGAGAUAUUUGAGUUAAGUGGAAAUGAGACUAAUGUAGAUUUGUGGAUGCUUUCACGAGUGAGCCAUGCCGCCAAGACCUGUGAUGAAGCAAUAACGCAAUACGACUUUGCCUUGGCUACGUCUACUUGCUACAACUUAUGGUUGUACGAUUUGUGCGAUGUUUAUUUGGAAUAUCUUAAGCCAAUAUUUCAAAGCGAAGAUGAUGUGGCCAAAUCAACGGCGCGAAAAGUAUUAUUUAAAACAAUAGAUGUAGGACUGCGUUUACUGAGUCCGUUUAUGCCGUUCAUAACAGAGGAACUCUACCAACGUUUACCUCGCAAAAGAAUGACGUAUCCGAGUAUAUGUGUGAGUCUGUAUCCGGACUGUGCUGAGUGUCAUUGGAGAAAUCAAGAGAUCGAAAAAGACGUCGAUUUUGCGCUAAAAGUAGUUAAGCACAUCCGAUCUACACGCGCUACUUAUAAUUUGCUCAAUAAAAUAAAAACCGAAGCGUUUGUCGUGUGCACCGAUUCGUCUUUGAAGAAAAAGAUAAUACAAUACAAGUUACUCAUAGACACUCUCGCAUAUUCUACUCUUAGUAUGGAAAAACCGCUAGCAGGAUGUGCUAUCAUCACUAUAACUGAUAAGGUUCAAGUGCAUCUCUUACUUAAGGGUUCAAUCGACUCAAAAAAAGAGCUAGAGAAACUACAGAAAAAGGAAAGACAAUUGAUUGAAACUAUUCAGAAGUUGAAGCAGGAUUUAGCUGUACCCGAUUACGAUAUAAAAGUACCUCUUGAUGUUCAGAGGAACAACACAGAGAAACUGGCAAACAGCGAGGGCGAAUUGCAACGAAUAAAUGAUGCAGUAAUGUUAUUACGAACAAUGUAGAAAGUAAAUACGAUAAAAUUUUAUCAUAACAUUUUCAUCCAUUAUCGUAUAAGUUACUUAUUUAUUAAACAGUUUAACAGUAAGUAACUUAUUUAUUAGCUUAUUUAAAAAAGGCAAACCGAAUUUAGUUAGACACAAUUAUGCUUUUGUCUCUUUUUUUUAAAGGAGAUAAAUUCAUUACUAUAAAAAAAUUGUUGAAAGUAAAAAUAUUAACUAAGAAUUUAGAGGAGCAUUUUUCUGUUCGUUUGUUAGUAUUCAUGACGAAAAUGAUCGAAAUUCGAUCAAAGUUUCUAUUUUUUAUUUAAUAUGCGUACAUGUAUUAUAUAAUUCAAUAAAAAUAUAUUUUAUCACACAUACAAAACAACAGAUGAGGUUGCAUUGUGAUCCUUUGAAUUCUUAGUUACGAUUCACACACAUACACAUCACUGUCUGUGACAUAUGUAUGUACGUGUAUGACACCAUAUGUCGUGUACACAGUAAAAAGGAAAUGAUAAUAGUAUUAAAGUUUUCUUUUAAAACCGUUUCCUUCGUAUAUACAAAGCAUUAUAAAAUAUUAGAAAAGUAUGUACUAUAUAUAUAUAUAUAUAUAUAUAUAUGUGUGUAUAUAUAUAUAUAUAUAAUAUAUAUUAUAUUGUAAUUUAAAUACAUGACGCGUGAGGAUUGAGGAACAAUGCGCGGCGCGCAUUUUAUAUAUCAUACUUAGAGCAGUAGUUUCCAAUAUGUAAUACAAUACGAAGGAAAUAGAUAUACACAAAUAAAUAAAUAUAAUGUUCCAUAAAGUAAAAGUUUAAUUUCUUGCAUUAAUUUAUUAUAUAAAGCAUUGCCAAUAAAUCUGCAACAAUCGUUAAAAUUGAUAUACCCAAUAUCUAACAAUAAUAAUUUAACAAUUAGUAUUAAACUGAGAACCUCAGGGCUCUUGAGUCUUUAAACUUAGUCGAUGAAUAUAAUUGGUCGUAUAGAGCCGUUCGCUGGAUGUUUGUGCGGAAGAAAUGUCUAUAUAUGUAUAUAUAUACACGUUUGCAUAUAUAUAA